Molecule: messenger RNA, 931 nt
Organism: Caenorhabditis angaria
Lineage: Eukaryota; Metazoa; Nematoda; Chromadorea; Rhabditida; Rhabditidae
Source: the annotation of a GenBank genome assembly
AUGCAAUCAUCUGUUUUCAUCUACUUGUGUUUUUUAAUCGUAAAACUCCAAAUGCAACCAAUUUCUUCCAGCAGAUCAGGCCUAGGUUAGCUUUAAAAAGUUUCACCUAGAAAAACUUGUUCUAAAGUUUUCAGGAAUACUUGAUAUAAGUGAAACAAAUCCAACUGGUCGAAGACGUUUUGAAGAAGUUAUUCGACUUGAUUGUGCAUCUCAAAGACAAAAGGCAAGACUUCGUCAAAGUUCAGGAGAUUCUAAAAUAUAUGUGCCAGUUUGUUCAACAAGAAAUCCUUUGUAAGUAUUUUUUUAAAUAAAAAACACAAGUUCCAAUAACUUCUUCAGAUAUUAUGAACGUGUUCAAUGUCAUGAAAUAUCGAAUUAUUGUUGGUGUGUUGAUGAAGUGUCCGGAGAACCAAAAAUCGGAACCAACACAUUUCAUGGGAAGCCAAAAUGUCCAGAAGUGACUACUGUAAUUAUUGAGACUAGAAAAAAUAAAAAGAAGAAUCGAUGUAAAGCUAACAGAAGACAACGAUUUUUGAGAAGACUUAUUGCAACUAUUAAAACUGAAAUGAUUUUGGGAAGUGAGUUUUUCUUUGAACAUUUCUUUAACCAAAAAAAUAAAAUAAAAAAAAUUGUAGAUGGAACGUCUAAAAUUGGUCGAGAUACAGCAAUUCGAUGGAAAUUCAAUCAAUUGGAUAAAAAUAAUAAUGGUGUACUUGAACGAAUCGAGUGGAAACCAUAUAAAUCAAUAUUAUUAGAAUGGAAAAAUGCGCGACAUUGUUCGCGAAACUUUUUCAAAACCUGCGAUUUGGAUCGAAAUCGCAAAUUGAGCUCUGAUGAAUGGGUAAAAUGUAUAGUUCAAGAAGUGAAUCGAGUUCCUGCGAAACGGCCAGAUCAACUGAAUCCAUUUUUGUACAUUCUUAAACCUGAGUGA